This is a messenger RNA of Stegodyphus dumicola, 2795 nucleotides long. RefSeq lists its product as uncharacterized. The record is from RefSeq and is a predicted model, not a curated record. Lineage: Eukaryota; Metazoa; Arthropoda; Arachnida; Araneae; Eresidae.
UGUUUUAAUUUAUUUAUGUGUUUUUUAUAGUAUGCUUCUGCUUUGGGGACAACGAGAUCUGUUCUUUUGCAAAUGGCAACAAGCGCUGUGUAUGUAAAAAGGGAUAUGCGAGAGACAAAUAUUAUUAUGACAAAUGUAAAGAAUGCCUUUGCGACGGAGAAAACGAGGUUUGUUCUUUUCUGGAAGGCUACAAAAACUGUGAUUGCAAAGUGGGAUAUUUGAGAGAUGAAAAUGAUAGUAACAAAUGUAAAGCUUGCCCUUGCAUCGGAGAAAAUGAAUUCUGUUCUUUUGUAAAUGGCAGCACAAGCUGUGAAUGCAGAAAGGGAUACGUGAGAGACAACUAUUUUGAUAACAAAUGUAAAAAGUGUAAUUGUGGACCUGAUGGAAUUUGCUUUUUUGAUUCCAAUGGGGGAAAGCAGUGUAAAUGCUAUGAAAGAUACAAGGAAAUUUAUGGAAGGUGUGAAGAAUGCGACUGCGGUGCUGGUAAUUGUUCCUUCGGUUCAUACGGAGAACGACAUUGUUUGUGCUAUGAAGGGUUCAGAGAAUUUAAUGGAACAUGCCUAGAAUGCGACUGUGGUUUUCACGGAACAUGCUCCUUCAAUACUAAUGGAAUCAAGCACUGCAUGUGCAUUGAGGGAUUUUCAGAUUUUGAGGGAAACUGCAUAGAUUGCAGUUGUGGACCAAAUGGAAUAUGUCGUUUUGAUGUGUAUGGAAGAAAGGAGUGUAGAUGCGCCGAUGGAUUUAAAGAAAGUGCAGGGGAGUGCAAAGAAUGUAGUUGCGGACCUCAUUCAAUUUGUUACUUUGGUAAAGACGGCGAAAAACGAUGUACAUGCGAAGAUGGCUUCAUGAAGUUUAAAGGAGCAUGCAAAGAAUGUAAUUGUGGAUGGAAUUCAACCUGCUUCUUCGAUUAUUAUGGUAACAAAGAAUGCGUCUGCCCAGACGGUUUUGUUGUCUAUAAGGAAAAAUGUAGAGAAUGCAAUUGUGGACCGCAUUCGAAGUGCCAGUUUGUUCCAUUUAAAGGUAAAGAGUGCAUGUGCGACGAAGGCUUUGCAGAACUAAACGGAAUAUGCGAAGAAUGCAGCUGUGGACCAAAUUCAACAUGUCUCUUCGACUGGAAAGGUCGUAAACAAUGCAGCUGUGAAGACGGCUUCAUAGAAGCGAAAGGAAAGUGUGAAGACGCAUGUGAUAGUUAUCCAUGUAUGCACGGAACUUGUGUGAAAGUUUUGGGAAAAGGAGUUGCCUGCGAAUGCGAAAAUAACUAUAGAGGUAUAUUUUGCCAUAUUCUAGAUGAGAGGAAAGAUGGAACGAGAAAGGAAAUAAUACUUCUGGCUCUUUUUGGAGGCUUACUGUGUGCGAUCCUCAUUGUACUCUGUUUGCUCGCUUGCAUAUUGUGCAGAAGGAACAAGUUCCCUGAACGACACCCAGAAUUAUUAGCAGCUGAAAAUUUCGGGAAGCCGGGAGAAACAAAGGAACACAAAGAAGGAAUUUAAGAAAUGAACUGGAAUGGAAAUCCGCAAGUUUUUCAAUGAAAGCAUGAAAAAAACUGAAAUAUAUUUUCUCACCUGAUAGUUUAAUUCUAUUAGCUCAGGAUAUUUUGUCGCUUUUGUUGCUGAGCAAAAUCAUAAUAAAUUGCUGAAACGUAUUUUAAUUUUUCAUAAAAAAUUUUUAUUAAAUGAUGCGUAAUUUGAAAAAAAAAAUUAAUUUAAAUAACUUUGUAAAUUUCAUUACAUGUGAUAUAAUUAAUUAUGAAUUGAAUAUAUGACGAUAUAUCGUAGAAUCAAUUUUAGGCUCGCUAAAAAAAAUAUCGUCUUCAUAUUGGAGCUAUGAACUGAAAAGAUUAGUCAAAAUAAUGAUGAUCGGUGAUCUGUAAACUUUGUUUAUUCCUAAAAUUGUAUCUUUUUGGGAUAGUCAUCAAAACUAUAAUUCUGAUCUGGAGCAUUAAAAAACAGAUUUUUUUUUUUUUUUUUUUUUUUUUUUUUUUUUUUUUUUUUUUUGUGGAAAUUACACCAUUCUGGAGAAAUUUAUUUUUAAAAAGCACUGAGAAUAUAUCAACGCUGUAUUCACUUCCUGUAAAAACUAAGAUAAAAAUCAGAAUUUAAAUGAAAUUGUAUUAAAAAAUAGUUAAUAUGUAAUUUUUUAGGUAAAAAUGGCUAUAGAAACUAUUAUUUAUGUAGUUUUUUUAGAUGGUUAGUUUUGCAAUCAAAGUGGAAAUGAAGAAUAGUUUCAAACACAGAUUGCUGAUUAGUGGAACUACCAGAGAAGUUUUAUUCCACUCGAAGUUCUGAAGAAUAAAUUUUGAAGACAUUGCUGCAGAAAGUAAUUAAAUUAAUUUACAAUUUCAGAACAGCUUUACGAAAUGUUUUUGCAGACCAGCAGUAGUUUAUUAAAGAGAUUUAUCUGAGAAUAAUGAAGAUUCACAUAGGUUAUGGCAUUUUUUUUAUUGUAUAUGAAGUCCUCGAUGCUUUAGUUUCCAUAGAAGUUCAGAUUCUAAAGUCAUUAUUUGCGCUUUUAAGUAUAUUUUGUUUGUAAAAAUUUAUCAACGGUGACUGCUCUUAAGGAUUUCUCAAUUCAAUUUAAUUUUUUUUUCUACUUUUUGUUAAGAGUAGAGUUUCUUUGCUGAUUCAAGUUUGUCUCAAUUGCACCGAAAUUAAUUUAAGUCAGUUAAACGAGAUGGUAUCGAAUGUUGAUAAUUUUUCCUUGAAAUGUAUUUAACUCUUGCAAUUAUCGAUGUAACAAAACAAUUAUUUAAACAUUGUAAUUACCAUUGUAACAAAUAAACUAUUUGACUAUUUUAA